Molecule: messenger RNA, 435 nt
Organism: Fraxinus pennsylvanica
Lineage: Eukaryota; Viridiplantae; Streptophyta; Magnoliopsida; Lamiales; Oleaceae
Source: the annotation of a GenBank genome assembly
AUGGCUAUCUGUGGAGUUAUCCAUUCAGUUUUUGGGGGAAAGCCAAUGUUGAUCUUGGGAGUUGCAGAACCAACAAUUAUAAUGUACACAUACUUGUAUAGUUUUGCCAAGAAAGGAAUGGGAAAUGAGCUGUAUUUGGCCUGGGCAGGGUGGUAUCGCUUUCUCUCUGCGAAUUUCAAUGCCUUGCUUGCGGCACCGGCUAUGGAUGACAUUGAGAACGCCACAGCUAGCUCCAGACCCAAUGUACAAUUCGAGGAAUACUGCCGCACUCGCCACCGAUCAAAACACAAGCUUGUUGGGAGGACGGUAGCUGAUGGGCAGCUUGAGCUUGCUGACGUCGAGUAUCUCAAUGCCAACCAGGAGGAGAUUCACUGGGCUGGAGGUCCCAGACUUCUUCUCCAGCUCCCUCAGAAUGGCUUCCGUCUGGGUCCAUAA